This is a messenger RNA of Hymenoscyphus albidus, 1958 nucleotides long. NCBI's taxonomy places the organism in Eukaryota, Fungi, Ascomycota, Leotiomycetes, Helotiales, Helotiaceae. The record is from the annotation of a GenBank genome assembly.
UGGACAUCCGAAGGAAGGUGGUGACACUUCUCCGGCCCAAGUGGGAAAAUCGGAUAUAUUGGCUUCUUCUUCUCCAAAAUAUUUCCAGCUUUCAGCACACUUCAAAUACAUUAAAAUUGCAGUCACAAUUUUUGAAUCUGCCUUUUUCUAUAAAUAUAUUUCCCUUCAUCCCAUCCCCCCCACCAACCCUAAAAAUGGAGGUGGCUAUUGCGGGGGCUGGUAUUACUGGGCUCGCGGCGGCGAUUUCUCUAAGACGAAGCGGGUAUGAAGUGAACUUGUACGAGAGAUCAUCGCUCAACCACGAGGUAGGAGCAGCUAUCAACGUCCCCCCAAAUGUCUCUCGAUUUCUAGUCCGAUGGGGAUUGGAUCCUGUUAAUUCCCGAUUCGUGAAAUCAAGAGGUCUUUUCUUCGUAUCACCGAUCACAUUGGAAGAACAAUCAUCUACUGUUUUUGACAAUCACGAAGAGUUAUAUGGAGGAAACAUAUAUUUUGCCCACAGGGUGGAUCUUCACGAGGCCCUUAAAAAGCUUGCGACGACGAAAGAUGGCCCUGGAAUACCUGCCACCAUUCAUGUGAAAUCACCCGUCGUCAGCUAUGUAGGUGAUCAUUGAAAUCGGUUUUUUUUGACUUGCUGACCUCACGUAUCAGGACCCCGAAGGGCCAUCUAUGUCACUUGCUGAUGGAACAUUGAUAACUGCUGAUCUCGUUAUUGCGGCAGAUGGAAUUCACUCUAUUGGUGUUAACUCUAUCUUGGGUCGGAGCAACCCACCAGAACCUGCCCAACAAUCAAAUUGUUGCUACCGAUUUCUAAUUUCGAAGGCAGAUCUAGAGGCAGACCCUGAAACUCGGUUUUUUACACAGGGUCUCCCGUCACUCGGCCUCACUAUAUAUCCAGAUAUUCCAGGACAGAGAAGAUUUAUUACCUAUCCGUGUCGCGAGUAUGUGCAUCGUCUCCUAUGUGCCCCGUCCCGCCCCCUUUUCAACGUAUAUACUACGUAGAAUCGAUUCCUACAGUUCCUGGCCCAUUCUUUGUGUUGAUCACAUGGACCAUUAAAUUAUGAUUUAUUCCCUUCCUUAGCAUUUAGUAUAGCAGCUAAAUGCCUCUUUAGCUAUGAAGUUUGCAAUUGUGCAAUUAUCUGUAACAAAGAGCUUGACAAAAAUAAAACAGAAGGUAUUCAUGUGUCCCUUCAUCUCCCAACCAUUGCACCAAAUACUAAUUCUAUUAUCUUGAAGAUUGGCAAGCCUCGGUUCCAAAAGAGGAGAUCUUGGAAGCGUUAGCGGGUUACCAUCCUGGCAUAAUUGCAGUUGCAAAGUGAGCUUUGUAUUUCGUAUUCAUGUCUCCAUUUUCCCUAGAAAUGUCAUUUAAGAUGCGACACUGACACCUUCUCAGGAAAGCGACUGAACAAGGGCGUUGGCCUCUUCUCUACAGACCCCCGAUUUCGAAAUGGCACAAAGGGAAUAUGGCUUUAGCAGGAGAUGCAGCUCACCCUAUGCUUCCAAGUAAUAAAUUCUCCCAGUAUCUUGUUCUUUCUAACUGUUCCCAGAUUUAGGUCAAGGUGGCGCACAGGGAAUCGAAGACGGGUUGGUUCUCGGGCUUGUCUUGCAUGGGUGCACUGCUAAGUCGAAGAUCUCAGAGCGUCUCGCUCUAUACGAGAAGAUCAGAAGAAAUCGCGCAGCAAGUAUUCAGGUGUUGAGUAAUUUUGGCUUGGAUGAGACGUCGACCACGGGCUUGGAAGAAUAUAUGGAAGGAGAGAAGAUUCCCAGUAUGUGGUUCGUUGCCUUCGAAUUCAUGAAUGAACUAACUUUGAACUUUGAUAGGUACUAUGGAAGAUAUCUUGCAAUUGACAUAUGGUGGUGAUAUGGUUGAGGGGGCUAUAAAAGCCAUGAGAGAACUUCAGCCUAGUUGGGAUUUGCCCAAUGCUUAUUUUGGAGAGGUGGCGGAUCCUGUGAUGGGGUGA